CGGCUGCCUUCCCUACGCCCUUUUAGAGUCAUGUGACAGCGGUUUCCGCGAUCACAUGAUCUGGGGAGAGUGUGCGAAGCGCUGGUGCCUGGCUGGAUGCUGAGUGAAACACCUUUGGUUCUGUGGAUGGUCGAGUUCUGGAGUCGGACACACUCACCCAGGCUAACCAAGGCUGUUUGUCUGUGUGAGCCAGUGGGCCUUGCACAGGGAUGGCCUGCUCUCAGGUCUCAGUGAACAGUGACCAGCAGGGCUGGAGUGAGGACACUCUCCUGCCCAGCUCAUCCACCCGCCAGCCAAGGGGCGCCGGGAAGCAAGGAGGGACACCAGCCUAUGCAGCUGUCUUCAUCGUGGUGAAUGCCGCGCUGGGCGCAGGCCUGCUCAACUUCCCCUAUGCCUUCUACAUGGCAGGAGGAGUGGUGGCUGGCAUAGUCCUGCAGAUGUGUUUGCUGCUGUUUAUAAUUGCUGGGCUGGUGAUUCUGGCCUACUGUUCACAAGUCAGUGGCAAAGCCACCUACCAGGAGGUGGUGCGGGCGGUGUGUGGACAGGUGGUGGGCAUAAUCUGUGAUAUCCUGAUUGCUGUCUAUACCUUCGGCACCUGCAUUGCAUUCCUCAUCAUCAUCGGCGACCAGCUGGACAAGAUCCUCGAGGCGUUGCUGCACACACAUGAAGGGGAAGGUCACUGGUACAGUAACCGCAAAUUCACCAUCUCGGUCAUCUCCAUUCUCGUCAUCCUACCUCUGUCCAUUCCCAAAGAGAUUGGGUUCCAGAAGUACGCCAGCACCCUAAGUGUGUUGGGGACUUGGUACGUGACUGUUAUAGUCAUCGUCAAGUACGUGUGGCCAGACCAAGGCAUCAGUACUGGGCAUAUUCCCACCCGUCCCUCCUCCUGGAUGAUGGUGUUCAAUGCUGUUCCAACCAUCUGCUUCGGCUUCCAGUGCCACGUGAGCAGUAUCCCGGUGUUCCACAGCAUGGAGAGGCCAUCAAUGCAACGCUGGAGCUGGGUGGUGACGGCUGCAGUCCUGGUCUGCCUGUUUGUGUACACAGGCACAGGAGUGUGUGGUUUCCUGACCUUUGGCUCCAGGGUGAAUGUUGAUAUCUUGCUGUCGUAUCCGUCGACCGACAUCUCUGUGGCUGUGGCUCGAGCCUCCAUCAUCCUGUGUGUGCUCACCUCCUACCCCAUCCUUCACUUCUGUGGCAGGGCUGUGAUUGAAGGCCUGUGGCUCCGUUACAAGGGGGAGGCCCUGGAGGUGGACAGGUAUCGAGAGGGACGGCGACGGAUACUCCAGACAGUGACCUGGUUUGUGCUGACCCUGAUUUUGGGCCUCUUCAUCCCAGACAUCGGGAAAGUGAUCUCUGUUAUCGGGGGAUUGGCUGCCUGCUUCAUCUUGCUGUUCCCAGGCCUCUGUCUAAUCAAAGCAAAGCUCUCUGAGAUCCAGCAAUCCAACUCUGCCAGCUGGUGGCUUCGGGUACUGUUUGGGAUCUUCAUGGUGUGCCUGGGAGCUUUCAUCUUCGGACACAGCACCAUGAGCUCCAUCUUCCAGAUUCAACACCAGUGACUGCCUCUCCUCCUCCACCUUGUCUCUCCACUACACCCCGUGAAAUCCAGCUGCCAGAUCAAUGCAGUCCAACGCGAGCUGGACACGUCCAAUGUUUACAGGCAUUCCGGGAGCUGUGGAGUGACUGAAUUUGCCUGUGCUGUGGGGUAGAAGGAUUCUGCAAUAACUGGCCUUCAAAGUGAGAGAGUUGUGCUUUGCUUUUCCUGAUGGUUCGACACUGAUUCAGUUUUUUUCCUCAUUUUGCAUCUGUGAGCUGUGUGGAUGACCCCACUGUGGCGUCCUCUGCACCUCAGGUUUCUGCCGUUUGGAGACCACCAUUUCCAGGGGUCAAACGCAAAUUCAGUCGGGUGUGUCGGAGACUUUGUGAUCAAGCCAGAAUGCUGAGGAAGGGUUUGUUCAUUCAAUCACCAGCACUUUGAAACUCACCAUGGUGCUGGAAGCAUUCCACACACCUUUUCAGUAGAAGGGAUUCUGUUAGAACUGCUCUGACCACUAAAACUAUGCAUGAGUGAAUGGGUCAAUUGUCAUUAAUACACUAAUUAGAUGAUCGCCUUCCCUGGAGCCCACUACCUAUGUCUCACUAUUCCACGUGCACAGAGACCCACCCCCAGCCAACCCAUUGACCUUUGCUGCUGGGGCGAUGCACACCAAGACCCACCCCCAGCCAACCCAUUGACCUUUGCUGCCAGGGCGAUGCACACCAAGACCCACCCCCAGCCAACCCAUUGACCUGUGCUGCUAUGGCGAUGCACACCAAGACCCACCCCCCAGCCAACCCAUUGACCUGUGCUGCUAUGGCGAUGCACACCAAGACCCACCCCCAGCCAACCCAUUGACCUGUGCUGCUAUGGCGAUGCACACCUACCCACCCCCAGCCAACCCAUUGACCUGUGCUGCUAUGGCGAUGCACACCUACCCACCCCUACCCAACCCAUUCACCUGUGUCCCUACGGCCUGUUCUGGGCACCAGACGGAGCCAAUGCUUCUUACCACAGCAGGAGAUGGGAAGUCUGCUUGGCCUUUCCUCUCCAGAAUGGGCUGAGAAUUGUCUGAAUCUGGUGCGGUUUUUUAGAUGACUUGAAAAGAGAAGGUUGUUGAUUUGGGGCUGUCUGUGCACUUUUUUAACCCAUGGAGUCAGGCCAGGCAAUCAGCAAUGCAAACACUGUACGCCAUCUGGGCAGGACUGCAGUGCAACCAAGCAGGUUCCGUGUCUUCUGAGGCCUGUCUGAUGAACCGUCAGUGCGUUCCAGGACUCAGUGUUGGAAAAUGGGAAUCUGUGCCCAAUGUCUGACUUUGCAACUUUCAAUAAAGGUGCAUUUUCA
Mobula hypostoma (lesser devil ray) is the source of this 2878-nucleotide messenger RNA. It is a transcript of the gene slc38a7, whose product is annotated as solute carrier family 38 member 7. Gene Ontology annotation, biological process: amino acid transmembrane transport. The transcript is spliced from 11 exons. Bases 210 to 1556 code for a protein of 448 amino acids. Lineage: Eukaryota; Metazoa; Chordata; Chondrichthyes; Myliobatiformes; Myliobatidae. Gene Ontology annotation, molecular function: L-glutamine transmembrane transporter activity; L-asparagine transmembrane transporter activity. The record is from RefSeq and is a predicted model, not a curated record.